UGAGUAUUUAGUAAGCUUCUAAGGUAAUAUCCAAAAAAAGCCCUGGAGGAGUAUUUAUUUGGUUGAUCAAACCAUCAGUUUAGUUGACCAUUUUUAGUCAUCUGUGAGAUCAGGAGAAAUCAAACAGACUCCCCGACUGAAAUAUGGCAUCCCCAGAAGCAACUUGGGUCGACCUUAUUGAUGAGCGAACACCGCAUUUAAUGAAGGAGGUCGCACCAACAAAGCUGCUGCCUUACUUGAAUCUAUCAAACGGUGAUAAAGAAAAUAUCAGAUGCGAUGAGACGAACAAAGGGAAAACAGAAGCCGCGCUGACUCUACUGGAUAAACUCAAGAAGCAAAAUGGACCAAACGGACGGAAGGCGUUUGAUGGGCUUGUUAGAGCGCUUAGAAAUGUGGGAAGUCAGCAGUCCGCAUUGCUUCUCGACCCACACUUUAAAGUUCCUUCAGCAACAGAAGAUAUCCAAGAUAAAAAUAGCUACCGACUUGGAAUUUUGGGUACGGCAGCAGAAAUUGGCGUAAGAAUCCGUUUACUCAACGAAGAGACAAAGAAAUACUGCGUAAAGGGAGAGAGAGACAUCUUGAAUAAAUAUGAAGAUAUCAGAUCAGAUAGCACGCUGCAACUUCGCGAUCAACUGCAUAAGGAUUUGCCCGAAGGCGCAGCCUUCUCCGCGGUAUGUCAAGAAACCAAAGAUAACUUACCAGCAUGCAAGUUGCGCGUGUCUCUGAAGUCCGCUGCUGAUCAGAUAUGGGAAGAUUAUAACAACGGAAAGCUGGUGGCAAUUUUAAAGAAGAACUUGUUGAGCGGAAUGACUGCCAUUUCAUCUCACUUAAGAAUGCGUAUUGACAUUAUGAAAGAGGAAUACGACCGGGCGUGUUACAUUUUGGCUGGUGGUAAUCAGACUCAUUCAUCAGACGAAACUCAGAAAUUAAAAAAAGAUCGCAUUCCUCCAGUGUUUCUUGACCAAAGAGCAGAUCCAGAGCUUAAACUCCGUUCAUACCAACAUGAACUUUCGUGUCCUGCAUUGGAAGGCAAAAACUCCAUAAUUUGUGCGCCAACGAACAGCGGGAAGACGUACGUAGCCCUUGGCAUAGCUAAAGCACAUCUGGAAAAGCAGAAGGAAAUAGGGAGCAAGCGUCCCACGGAGGUUUCUCACCCAAAGGUGUUGUUCGUUGUAAACAAAGUUAAUCUGGUUUUACAACAGAGGCAGCGGUUUGAUUACUACUUGUCCAACAGCUAUGAUAUUACAGACAUAUCAGGAGCCAAUGCCCAAGAAAAACUACUCGAUGAGAUAAUCCAAGAAAAUGACGUCAUUGUCUUGACCGCCCAGAUUCUGGUGGAUGCUCUGAAGUCCAGAAGGGUCGCCAUAAACGACUUCUCUUUACUGAUAUUUGAUGAAUGCCAUCACACUGAUAAAGGCCAUCCCUACAAUGACAUCAUGCUGAACUAUUUGGAAAUUAAAUUUCCUUUUCGAGGUGGUCGAAAUAAGGCAGUAAAGGAAAGGCUGCCGCAGAUCAUUGGGCUGACGGCUUCGCUGGGAGUUGGAAAAGCUCGCAAUAAGAAUGAAGCCCAGGAACACAUUCUUCAGUUGUGUGCAAACCUUGACUGUUCCGUAAUUGUUACUGUAGAGAAAUACAAGAAGGAUCUGAAAGGUAUGACCGGAAGGUGCGAACGUAUUUGUCACGAAAUCCCGGAUGGUGAAGCGGAUUACUUUGAUGAGAUCGUACGAAACGUUAUGAUUACAAUUGAGGGAAUGAUGCCACAGUUACCUGCCGGCCGCAAUGGGCGGCCUCAGAUGAACCACGGAAGUCAGCAAUACCAGCAAUGGCUGAAGGAACUGGAACGGAGUUCAGUAGCCCUCAAGAGCCGUGACCAGUUUACCUUGGUACAACACUUGAUGGUGUAUAAUACUGCCUUAUCCAUUAAGAAAAGCUGCCGAGUCAAGGACGCCCUAAAAUACGUCACGGAAUUUCAUGACAGGCAGAGUGAAAACAAGUUUAAGGAUAUUGAUCGAAAGUUAAGGAUGCUCUACGAGAAGGCCAAGCAAGACCUUGAUUCAGAGAGAAGAAAGAAAGGGGAACUCAAAAACCCUAAAUUAGAGGCUGUUGCCCAAUUGUUGAGAACAAAAUACCAGGCAUGCGUGGAGGAAGGAGGCCAACAAACAGCUAAAGGGAUGCUCUUUACUCAGACACGGGAAAAUACCAAGGCAUUGAAGGCUUGGCUUGAUGAGAAUAGUGAUCUAGCCUUUAUCAGGGCUGAGCGCCUCGUUGGAACUGGCAAAGGAGAAGAUGGAAUGACCCAGUGCCAACAAGAGGAGGUCAUCGCUAGUUUCCGUAGUGGUCGAAUAAAUCUGCUAGUUUCUACUACAGUUGGCGAGGAAGGAAUUGACAUACCUGACUGCAAAUACGUCAUUCGUUAUGACGUCAGAGGCAAUGAGAUAGCCAGCGUUCAGUCCCGUGGGCGUGUUCGUGACAAGGAGGGACAGUAUGAAGUGGUGGCAGGAAAAGAGACUGGUGUUAUCGAGAAGGAGAAUCUAAAUGUGAUCAGAGAGGAGAUGAUGGAGGAAGCUAUAGGCGAGGUCAAGGCUAUGGAUGGAGAUCAGUACAAUCGCAAGAUUUUAGAUCUUCAGUUGCGAGCCGUCCAUCAGCGUCAAAGAAAAGAGACUUCCAAAAAGUGCGAGAAAGAUAAGAGACAACACGACAAGGUGAAGUUGUUUUGCCGUAAGUGCCAGGUGUUCGCGUGCAGUGGAAAUGACAUCAGGUGUAUAAAGGAAGCCCAUCACGUGGUCAUUGAUAAAGACUUCACGUCCAAAUUUCAUUUCAAGAAAAGCAAGAGUCCCAGAGUGUUGAAUGAAAUUGAACUGACAGGGCCUUUGCACUGCCUGGAUUGCGAUGCGGAGUGGGGUGUGAUGCUGAAGUAUCAGUCCAAGGAAAUGCCUUGUAUCAAAGCUUCCUGCUUUGGAUUUGAGUUUGAGAAUGAGGCUGGCGUGAAAACGACACUCUCCUUCAAGAAGUGGAAAGAUGUGCGAAUGAAUGUUGAAAGCUUCGAGCACUGCCAAACACAAGUUUUAGAUUGUUUCUUGGACUUAGCUGAGCUGUGCUUAGAUUAGUUAUCUGCGGUCUGUAGUUAUUUAGCUAGCAGCAAUGACAAUUAUUAUUGCAAUAUACAAAUAUAAACAAAGCAAGAUAGGCUGACGCAGCGUUGUGUGCGCACAUGCACCAAGAGGAUUUAAAGUAAGGUAGAAAUAACAGCCGCGUAAUUGAUGUCGGCAAUAAAAGUUUAGUUUACGUACAAUUAUUAAAGUUUGCUCAGAAGGGAGGGGGCGUCUCUAAGCAAGACAUUGGUCGAGUCAUCACUGCCAGUGUGCAUGGGAAUUAGUGUGGCCUCUCACUACUUAACUAAUAGCCUUAUCUUGGUGCCUUGUGUAGUCAAUCACUGCACAGGACUUGAUUCAUCUUGCUCGUUCGUGGAGCUAGCCAUGUAAUAACAAGAGGAAAAAUAUGUAUUACCAGACGUAAACGUAUUGUGUGAACCGCGUCAGAAUUACAACACGAGAACCAAAGGGCACAUACCUAAAAAUAAAUUCUUUCUCUGAAAUUAAGUAGCAUUUGCGUUCGGAUUCCUACAGGUAAUAGUUAUCUAUUGUCAAGACCAGGUUGCAGGACAUGCUAUUUUGAUAAACUUAAAACAUUUUGGUAAGGAUCGUUAGAAUCAAUAGUUACGGACAGUUGAUAUAGUCACAUAGAAAUGAGGAACGACAACAAAAUGGCAUUUGUUAAAAGGUCCUUGCUGCAAGGGUGCAACAAUGUAUUUAAAAAACCAGAACUUUGAACUUUAUGCAAAUGUAAAAAAUAAUCUUUAAUGUAAAAAUAAAAUGUGUGGCUGAAGAUCAUUAAAAUGGAACAAGUCUUUACUUGUU
Molecule: messenger RNA, 3917 nt
Organism: Orbicella faveolata
Lineage: Eukaryota; Metazoa; Cnidaria; Anthozoa; Scleractinia; Merulinidae
Product: ATP-dependent RNA helicase DHX58-like
Cellular component (GO): cytoplasm
Molecular function (GO): DNA binding; hydrolase activity; ATP binding
Source: RefSeq, a predicted model, not a curated record